Messenger RNA from Phragmites australis (common reed), 3497 nucleotides. RefSeq names its product transcription factor LHW-like. The coding region runs from base 505 to 3138 and encodes 877 amino acids. NCBI's taxonomy places the organism in Eukaryota, Viridiplantae, Streptophyta, Magnoliopsida, Poales, Poaceae. Gene Ontology annotation, molecular function: protein dimerization activity; DNA-binding transcription factor activity. The record is from RefSeq and is a predicted model, not a curated record. Gene Ontology annotation, biological process: regulation of DNA-templated transcription. The transcript has 10 exons.
GGAGAAUGCAAAAGAGGAGAGAGAAGAGAGAGAGGGGCACCCCAAGACCAACGAGAGAGAGAGAGAAGUGAGAAACCCAAAAGAGCCAAAGCGAAAGCGAGGAGGAAGAAAGAGGGAGACAUUGACGAGCUGCAGCCCAGCAGCAGCAGCAGCGAAUCCACUCUCCCCUGAACCCCACUCCGGAGGCAGGCUGCCUCGCUCGCUCGCCGCCGCGGCGGCAGCCUCAGUCGGCUACCUCCUCCCCACCCCGGCUGGGCGCUGACGCUGACACUGGGACCCGCGCCUUCUGGGGGACUGGGAGUGGCCCCCCACUGAUGACCGCCUGUGCGCCGGCGGCGAGGGGAAGCGUUACGACGAGCAGGGCCGGUGGGCUCCGCGCGAAGCAGGCCGGGCGCGCCAGCUGCCGCGGCGCCUAGGGAGGUGGCUGUCGUCUUGCUCCGGGGGGACUGGAGGCGGUGGCCUCUGAAGAAGCUAGGGUUCUCUCUGCAUCGGGGCGUUGCGGGGAUGGCGGUUGGGGACGCGCUGCGGCGGCUGUGCGAGGAGGUCGGCUGGUCCUACGCCGUCUUCUGGAAGGCCAUCGGCGCCGCCGACCCCGUGCAUUUGGUGUGGGAGGACGGUUAUUGUGGCCACGCGUCGUGCUCCUCCGGAUCUGAGGCUUCUGAGGUUGGGUGCGAACCAGGCAGCUAUGUGUGCACGCUUGUUAGGAAGGUUAUGUCAUCACAAGUUCAUGUUGUCGGAGAAGGUGCCAUUGGCCGUGCUGCUUUUACUGGAAACCAUCAAUGGAUCGUCCACGAUGCUGCCAAUGAUCACAAGGUCAGAUCCGAGGUUUCUGCUGAGAUGAAUCAGCAGUUCAUAGCUGGCAUUCAGACUGUUGCAAUUAUUCCUGUGUUACCGCGUGGUGUACUGCAGCUAGGCUCUACUAGUGUGGUGAUGGAAAACACAAACUUUGUGGUCCAAUAUAAGAAGCUUUGUUCUCAGCUAAACAACCGAUCAAGUAUGGCUUCAUCGUCGUCUGUUAAAAAUGAUUUGAACCAGAAGGUUCAGUCACACCCAUUAAAUGGCCCACCAAGUAUCUACCCUGCAGGUGCUUGGUCAAACAAUUUCAGUGGAUCCCCAAUGACUUAUGAACAAUGCUAUGGUCCUGAUUCCACAACUUUGUCGAGCAAUACAUUGGCAAACACAGGUAGGAAUGCCUCAAUGUUUAUGGCUGCACAGAGAAAUAGUCAAGCGCUUAAAGAACACAUUAUAUAUGCUCCUGACACGAGGUUCAGACAGCAAACACCUUAUUGUGACAGGAGAGUUGAAAGUAACACCCAAUAUAGUGUUGUAAGCUCUGGUUUCAUCUCAUCUGUCUCGGCAUCAAUGGAAAAGCAUCCAGUGUUGAUGACCAACAAUGGACAGUUAGAACAGGGAAACAUGGAAGAUUCAUCAGAAUUCAGAAAUGUUCUCUUGAAAUCUCAUGCAUGCCAGAACCCUUUAGCCCAUGGAAAUACAAACGUGACUCCGUUGCAUGGCAGAGGACAGGUGUCAGAUUUUCUUAAUGGUCAUGGGAAUUUUGAUUUUCUCCCAGAAGGUAGCUUGUAUGCCAGCACAGAGAAUAAAAUGUUAGACCAAAGAGGUAAUUCUACUUCUGGGAUGACAGGGCAUAAACAAGCUAUUUCAUAUAAAAUGCCCCAAUCUACCCAAUUCAUUAUGAAAAUGGAGAGUCCAAAGAGAGAGACAUUUCAAGCUUCUGCAGCUCUAUCGUCUGGCUCUGAUAUUCAAGUUUCUGGUGGCUUGAAAACAACCAUUUCUCAAGAGAAUAAGAUGAGUAGCUCAGAUCUAAUUGGCUCAAAAAAGGCUAAUGAAGUAAAUGACCCUGCUGAUGUAAUUGUACGCAAGCUCCCAGGCAUUUCUGAUGAGGGAGCACCCUCCAUCCUUAUGAAUCCUACUACAGAAAAUGAUUUGUUCGAUGUAUUUGGUACUGAAUAUCAUCACUUGUACCGCAAUGUGGAUAAUGAUCUUACCUGGAAAACUUCAAAACCUGAGAGUUCAAAUAGAGACGCACCUGACUCCUCUGUUUAUCUUGAUACCUCUGCACCCUUUGAUUCAGUGGAUGACGAGUUCCCUUAUUCUGGCAUCUUCUCACAAACUGAUACUGACCAACUAUUGGAUGCGGUUAUCUCCAAUGUCAAUCCUGGCGGCAAGCAGAUCUCAGGUGUCAGUGCCUCUUGCAAGACUUCAUUUACAGACAUUCCUAGCAGUUCUUAUUGUCGCUCAAAAGAGACGAAGCACUGUGAGUCAUCUGGUGCUCCUCCUUUGCUAAUCAAGAAUGAGUUGGCUGUUUCAAAUUUUGCUAAACAGCCAUCUUUCCUAGGGAAGGCAGAGGAUGGUUGUCUUUCCCAAAAUAAUGGAAUGCAUAAAUCUCAGAUACGCCUUUGGAUUGAGAGUGGACAGAACAUGAAAUGUGAAAGUGUCUCAGCCUCAAACAGCAAGGGCGUUGAGACACCAAGCAAGGCAAGUUCAAAGAGAUCUCGACGAGGAGAGAACCCUAAGCCACGACCGAAGGACCGUCAACUUAUUCAGGAUCGUAUAAAGGAGCUCCGGGAACUUGUACCUAAUGGAGCAAAGUGCAGCAUUGAUGCAUUGUUGGAAAAGACCAUUAAGCAUAUGCUUUUCUUGCAAAGUGUGACAAAGCAUGCGGACAACCUCAAGGACUCUAAUGAAUCUAAGAUACUUGGCGGUGGCAACGGUCCCCUUAAAGACUGCUUCGAAGGUGGUGCAACUUGGGCCUUUGAUGUUGGUAGCCAAUCUAUGACAUGCCCGAUCAUUGUUGAGGAUCUUGACCGGCCUCGUCAGAUGCUUGUGGAGAUGCUUUGUGAGGAUAGAGGUAUCUUCUUGGAGAUAGCUGACUUCAUCAAAGGACUAGGAUUAACCAUCUUGCGGGGCGUGAUGGAAGCACGCAAAAAUAAAAUCUGGGCACGGUUCACUGUUGAGGCCAACAGGGACAUGACGAGGAUGGAAAUCUUUCUCUCCCUAAUGCGCUUGCUGGAACCUAGCUGUGACGGCAGUGCAGCAGGAGAGAAUCCUAACAAUGUAAAAAUACCUCUUGGGAUUGUGCAAUGUCCCGUUAUCCCUGCGACGGGCCAUCUUAGGUGAGUGAGCGAGUACAAAUGUCAUUGAAGACAUCUUUGAAAUGCUAAGAGCGGGAGUUCGACUCACUUCUGCCAUGACUGGCAUUGUCAAUGCACGACGAGCUGAAUUCUUUUGACAUGCAGAGCCUCGUUCCACAAUGUGCAUGCGGAAAGCCUAACAGUAGAUACCAAGACAUGGAUAGUUGGUUCAGCAAAUGAUCAUUAGGCGAUGUUCUGGUUGUAUAAUCUUAUUUCUGUUUGUUGCUGAUGUUUAUUUCUCUCUGCAUAUUAGCAAAUUUUGUGCUGUUCGUCUACUGAAUGGAAAUUCUGAGUUGAUUUGUCUAGCAUCAGAGUUGGGAAAUGGGAAGCCUCUUUUGCAGGCCU